This is a messenger RNA of Ceratosolen solmsi marchali, 4016 nucleotides long. RefSeq names its product leucine rich repeat containing G protein-coupled receptor chaoptin (gene chp). The coding region runs from base 92 to 3940 and encodes 1282 amino acids. Lineage: Eukaryota; Metazoa; Arthropoda; Insecta; Hymenoptera; Agaonidae. Gene Ontology annotation, molecular function: protein binding. The record is from RefSeq and is a predicted model, not a curated record. The transcript has 15 exons. Gene Ontology annotation, cellular component: extracellular matrix.
UCAAACCUAUGCUCGAUAAGAAAGCACGCAAUUCGGAGUGAAAGUAAAUAAAGCAAGGGGACAACUUCGUGCUGUGAUCUUCCAGAAAUUGAUGACGUUCAUAAAAGUCGGCUACACGAUGAUGAUCAUCACGCUCAUAUUGAUGUUUUGGACGUCAAUCGUACGGAUGCAUGAAUUGCCAGUCCAGUAUCCACCCUGUUUCUUCAAUCCACUGUGCACUUGCUCGAAAGUCAUACCGGAUCUUGGUAUCGUCACUUGCUUCAAUGUGCCCAUGCCUCGUAUACCUCAUCCCAUCAAUGCUUCCAAGGUUUUCAUGCUCCAGCUUGAGAACAACGGACUGCGCUCGUUACAGCCACACUUUCUUAUGAAUACCGGUCUAUAUAAGCUGCAGAUCAAGUAUAAUCCCCUAUCGGAUAUACCGGACGAGGCGUUCCUAGGGCUUGAAAGAUCGUUGUGGGAGCUUGAACUACCCUACAACCGUCUUGUCCGAGUACCGAGCAAAUCAUUCAGACAUCUGCAGAAGCUGCGACUUCUCGAUCUAACAGGCAAUCACAUAUCUCACAUAGCCGCGGAUAAUUGGCGAGGAUUGGAAAAUUCCUUGCAGACAUUACGCAUUGGCCGUAACUCUAUCGACAAACUGCCUGCCGAUGCAUUCGCUGGUCUAGCUUUCCUCGAGUAUCUCGAUUUACGGGAAAAUAGUCUCAAAGAAAUAGAUCCCUCCGUAUUUCGCGACGGCAUGGCCCAUUUGGCCCAUCUCUAUCUCAAUGAUAAUCAGCUCAAUGUUAUACCCUACACACAAUUGUCGUCCUUGAAGCGAAUGAAGGUGCUCGACUUGAGCUACAAUCGCAUCUCUAAAAUGAUACAUCCACAAUUGGAGGCGGAGAUAAAGGGCGUGCAUAUGUCAUUAGAUGUCUUAAGACUGGAUUAUAAUCAAAUUGAUUUAUUGAUACCCGGAUCAUUUCAACACUUUCAAAAAAUCAAUAGAACUUAUCUCAAUGGGAAUCCAAUUACGAUGAUCGAGCAAGGGACAUUUAAAGACUCAAGGAUUCGAGAACUUUACUUGACCGAUUGUGAUUUGUAUGAUAUCGAUUCGUCUGACUUUAUGGGAUUAGAAUCGUCUUUGGAGCUUUUGGAUCUUUCUGGCAAUAAUUUAACAUCGCUACCAAAUCACAUAUUCCAGCAAUAUGAUUAUCUGCGCACGCUGAUCUUUCGAGAAAAUCGGAUCCAAACUUUCAAUCCAAGUGAAGUAUUUAAUGGAUUUCAGUAUUCACUGUAUAAUCUUGAUCUUAGUGGAAAUAAAAAUGGCAUUAUAUCGCUUCAAGACUUACGCCAGAUGCGCAAUUUACGAUUUCUGUCAAUAUCGAAGAUGCCAGGGACAACAUUGUCGGCAGAAAACUUUUUAGAAUUUGGAAUGGACAUUAAGGAGCUUCAUGUUGUUCAAAGUAAUUUACAAACGAUCAAGAAUCAUGCCUUUAUGCACGUGCGUGGAAUAAAAUAUUUAGAUUUUUCGGAAAAUGCUAUUUCGACGAUCGAAGACAAUGCUUUUACAGAGGUGGGGAAUUCUUUAAUGACACUGAGAAUUGCACACGGACUUGCUCCAUCAACACGCGAAUUGCCAAGCAAAUCAUUCAAAUCAUUGACAAACUUACAGCAUCUGGAUUUGAGUAAUAAUAGGAUCCGUACGAUGCCGGAUACGUCAUUUCACUUUUUAAAAAGAAUAAAACGUAUCGAGCUGCAAGAUAACGAAAUAGAUUCUAUACAGAAAGGAACAUUUCAGGGAGAUAUUCAUUCAACGUUGGAGGACAUCAAUUUGGGAUAUAAUCGUAUCAACAAUUUAGCUACGCAUACGUUUGUUGAUUUACCAUCGCUUAGUACGAUAAUUCUCGAGGAUAACUUAAUUAAUAACAUAGAAAGGCGCGCUUUCAUGAACAUGAAUCGCUUAAAGUACAUUAAUCUACGGGGGAAUAAAAUAAGGGAUAUGCAGAACGAAGCUUUUCAGAAUCUACCAGAUUUAGAAUUUUUAGACUUGGGCUACAAUGAUCUAUUUGAAUUUGACUUUGGAUCCUUUGAUCAAGUCGGGACAUUAUCAUCGUUUAGAGUUAAUGCCAGUCACAAUGAAAUUCACAGAUUAACCGUUAAUAGCUCUUAUUCGGCAAACACUAUAGGUGGACUUAUUCAGUCAAAUAUAAAAGUAUUGGAUCUUAGUUACAAUAACAUAUCAGAAAUUAUGCGCUAUUACUUCAAACCCGUGGAGUACUCCCUAACUCAUUUAUACCUUUCGCACAACGAGCUCAACAACAUAACUCAGGGUGUAUUUGGCAAUAUGCCGCACUUACAGUGGCUUGAUCUUAGUCACAAUGAUCUGAUGGAAAUGGACUUUGACUGCUUCAAAGAAACGAAGAACCUCCAAGUGCUUAUAUUCUCUUACAACAAUCUCAUGGACAUACCGGCUGAGUCAUUCAAGCCAUUAAAGAAAUUGAGGAUCGUUGAUCUCUCGCACAAUAGGCUCCGGACGCUCGCGGAUAAUUUAUUCACCGAUGCAAAUAUUGAGCAUCUAGACUUAUCUCAUAAUCAAUUUAUGAGGCUUCCGAUCAAGACGAUGUCAAUAUCCGCAGCUGUCAGCUUAUCAAUUCUUAAUUUGUCGUGGAAUUUUCUUUCCGGAGUUCAUAAUACCGAUGCCAUUUUUAGACUGAGGGGUUUGACAUGUCUGGACUUAUCCUACAAUCGACUCGUUAGGUUGGAUGAUGGAGUUUUCUCGGACUUACCACACCUAUCAUACCUUGAUUUAAGUCACAACAAACAGCUUAUACUGGAACCUCGAGGAAGGACGUUUCAUGGCUUAGAGAAUGUAUUAUUGUUUCUUGGAUUAAGCAAUAUUUCAUUACUUUCGGUUCCAGAGCUCCCAUUCCAUCGACUACAAAGGCUUCAAUUAGCACACAACGAGCUGGCAUCAAUUCCAGCGGAGAUGGCAUCGAAUUUGUCGAGCCUUCACUUACUAGAUUUGAGCCACAACGAUUUGACCGUUGUUCCACUUAUUACUCAUGCUUUGCCGAACCUAAGGAUAUUCAACAUUGCCUAUAAUCCAAUCACGAUAAUCACAAACACGAGCUUUCUCGGUAUCGCUGAUACGCUCGAGCAGCUCGACAUUCGUGGUCUUCAUCUCUCCACAUUCGAGAACGGAGCUUUAUGUAAGGCAUCGAAACUUCGCAGACUUUUAUGCACCGUGUACACUGGAAUUAAACGCUUCAACUUCCCAAAUCUUUUGGCACAUAACCAUGGAUUGAGGCACUUAUUAAUUCACGUUCAAAAUGAAACUAAUUUAGAGAGAGAAAUGAAAGGCCAUUUCCCAGUGAAACUUUACAAUUUUACGUUCAGCGGUAGAGCCUUAAAGAACAUUCAUUCGGAAGUCUUGCGUGGCAUACGAAAUCCACAUUUGCACUUUGGACUUUAUAACACGAGCUUGAGUAACGUGCCAAGAGAUAUGUUUGCCUACGCGGAUCUUGUAAGGAAUGUAACAGUCGAAGUUCGAGACAGUGAGAUAAAAACUUUGCAAAAUCCAUCCAACACGUAUAAGCCAGCAGUAUCAGGAAAACGAUUUUUAUUACGAUUGCGCAUGCGCGGUAGUCAUGUUAACUGUGACUGCGAUAUCGGGUGGAUCGAGAUGUGGCAAAGGAAGCACAGGCAGUACGAAGAAGACCGCUGCAAUUCCCAUACGGAAUUGAACAAUUUCGAACGUGAGGAAGGAAGUGAGUACGAGUGCUGGGACAACGGAUGGGAUGAUGAUUUGCGCGAGAGCUUUUGCGCCAAUAAAAAUAAUAUGUCUGUUGCGGAGGCACUUAAGUCCGACCUCGAGUGUGGCUGGUCUUCGGCUAAUUUACUUCAACUGUCGAAAUUUCUCGUUUUCUCUCUCCUCUCGAUAAUUUUUGCAGCUAAUCGUUAGAGAUUCUUUCGAACGAAUUAUUAUCUCUGAACCAACCAAACCGAAUUCAAUAUUACUCUAUCAAACUAUUAAUUAU